UAUCAGCGGAAGAAGAAAGCCCAUGGGACUGCGGACCAGCGCAUAAGCUCGCGUUUAAUCGAAAGUAAACUUAGAGGAAACAAAAUAAGUCAAGCCACCAAGAAGACCUUCUUCCCGUCCUCAGCUGCAGCAGGACAGAAAAUACUUUUAAUUUCUGCAGAUUUAUUCAUUUCGUCUCAUAUUUUAAAAGUUAGCAUCGCCAUGUCAAAAGCAGCAACUCUGAAAAUAAGCAGCGCGAGCUCAGUCAAGGUGGAAAACUUCUGCCAGUCUCUGUAUCAGGAGGCCGAGAAUUUGUUCUCCAGCUUCGUUCCUCAGAAGAUCAUCCAGCUGGACGCUCUUCUCAGGGAUGAUGCUCUCAGCAUCACAGACAUGUCCUCACUCCAGGCUCCGCUGGACAUUCCCAUCCCUGAUCCCCCUUCGCCAGAAGACGAGGAAAUGGAAACUGACAAGAAUGGAGACGAUGAGAAGAAAAAGAAGAAGGCUCCAAAAUGUGGCUUCAUCAAAGGAAACGAGAAGAUAAUGAUCCUUCUAGACAGAGUAAAACCAGAGAUCGUCUGCCUCAGGGAGACCAUCAUUGUAGUGUCCAGCUGGAUUCAGCACCUCAUUCCCAAAAUAGAAGACGGAAAUGACUUUGGAGUUGCCAUCCAGGAGAAAAUCCUGGAGAGAAUCACAGCUGUGAAGACCAAAGUCGACGGUUUUCAGACCAACAUCAACAAGUACUUCUCAGAGCGAGGAGACGCCGUCGCCAAAGCCUCUAAAGACACUCACGUGAUGGAUUACCGCUCACUCGUCCAUGAGAAGGACGGAGCCGCCUACUCUGACAUCAGAGUGAUCGUCCUCGACAUUCGUGGAUUCUACGCUGAGCUAUACGACAUCAUCAACAAAAAUCUGGAAAAGGUGAUCAAUCCCAAAGGGGAGGAGAAGCCGUCCAUGUACUGAAGCUCUGGAGGAAAGGAAAACUGGGAUCGGUUUAGGGCUGCAACUAACGAUUAUUUUCAUAAUCGAUUAAUCUGUCGAUUAUUUUUUCGAUUAAUCGAUUAAUCGGUUCAUUAUUGUUUAGCUAUUUAACCUAUACAAGUGAUGGAUGCAUUUCAGUUAAGAAAAAAAAUAUAAGAAAAGUGUGCAGUUGACUGCAAUCUAUUUUAUUGCACAUGAACAGUCAGCAGUAUAAAAUGAGCUAAACAGUGCAAAAUAUCAGUCCAGAAUAAUUUUUUAGCAUUAGCUGGAAGCCUGCUCCUUCCACCAUGGGUAGUGGCCUCAUGUCUUUUACCAGCAUGUUUAGAAUAGAGUUUGUAAGUGGUAUGAAUUGCUGGGGGGUGAGUGUCUUGUUCCCCAUGUAGUUGUCCAUCGUUGCUUGUUUUUUUCUGCAUAAGAAACACAAAUAGACUGAAAUAAGUACACAUAUAAAAUAAAGCAGCACACACACUACAACACUAAA
Messenger RNA from Nothobranchius furzeri (turquoise killifish), 1438 nucleotides. The record is from RefSeq and is a predicted model, not a curated record. Lineage: Eukaryota; Metazoa; Chordata; Actinopteri; Cyprinodontiformes; Nothobranchiidae.